AUGCAUUACGGACGCGGCCGAGAUCGUCAAGCGGUCGUUAUAGAUUGCUGCCCAAUGUCUUCACACGGUGCUCUCCGUCGCUACCCUUACUUUUUCCGUAAAGUUCAUCGUUACCUUAAAGCGAUCGACGGUCUUGAAUACAUCAUCAGUGAUGCUAUUGCUACUGUUCACGCCUUCGCUAAUUUACAUGCCGUAGUGAUGAUAGCAAUUCAGGUCGUUGCCUCUUUUCUGGCUUCGUUCGUUCUGUUUUACAGCGAUCUCUACGAUGAUCCGGUACUCACCUGUCUGAGGAGACCUGCAGCAAGUACCAUGAAGUUCAACCGUCUCUUGUACUCGUUCACAGCCGUGGGAUUGCUUGCCGUCACCGCCAACAUCUGCCUAUUCAUCAUCAAUAGACGCAAGCAAGACACCUUGCGUUUCAAUGUCACUCAUCGAUUCGAGGCCUAUGAGAACGUUCUCCUUACCAAAUGGAUAGGCUUGGUGGCCAUAGCACAAUUUGUCUUCAUGACCACUGACUCACUAGCGAUAUUCCUCAUUCGUACUAGGAGCCGGAAUUUACCUGACGUGACCAGAGAAGUGCUCAUAAAUUGGUUUUACACAUUGUCAACCAGCAGAGAUACUGGAUCUGUUUCAGCUGGUGCCGUUCUCUACUCUUUCAUUGCCACUGAUAUCGCUUCUGGUCAUCCAUCACACUUCGAGGAAACGCAUGGCAUGCAACAGUCGGAUGACAAGUGA
Molecule: messenger RNA, 735 nt
Organism: Angiostrongylus costaricensis
Lineage: Eukaryota; Metazoa; Nematoda; Chromadorea; Rhabditida; Metastrongylidae
Source: the annotation of a GenBank genome assembly